Messenger RNA from Musa acuminata subsp. malaccensis (wild Malaysian banana), 2622 nucleotides. The record is from RefSeq and is a predicted model, not a curated record. Lineage: Eukaryota; Viridiplantae; Streptophyta; Magnoliopsida; Zingiberales; Musaceae.
CUAUAACGAGACGAGACAAUACGUGGUUCCAACUGCCUACGAGUCAACCAUCUGUACCUCCGUCCAUCUACAUCUAUCUAUGUAAGGCGACGACCGGUUCAAAUCUCCCUGGGUUUCCGCCACCCCUACUCCUAUCUCGGGGACUCUCUCUCACCCUCGUCUCUAUUGACGCCCAAUCUUUCCUCUUCCUUUCCCCGUUCUCCUCUCCUCGUCUUCUGCAUCCAUUUGUCUUCCAUCGAAUAGUAUGCUUGGAUAUUAACCGCACCAGCUGCGAUUAUUCAUGGAGAGAAGCCAAACCGUUACUCAGAAAUUUAGCAGCUUCUCCUCCUCCUCCUCCUCCACCUCCGGCCGCGACGACAAACCCCGGGAGAUCGACCGCAGCCGCUCCUUAGGCCCCGUCAAGCUGGAAAAGAGCUACGGGAAGAAGGAGAGGGACACCGAGACGGUGACAAUCGAGGAGGAUGAAGAAGAAGGACAGGAAGAGGAGGAGGUGGAGGUUGUUGUGGUCGUCAACAAGGAGGAGGAAGCAAGCAGCGCUCCCGAAGAGCCACCGGAAGCCAGCUUUGGCUCCAUUUCGGAGGAAGUCGAUGGUUUCCUCUCCUUUCUUCUCAGCAUUGACGAUGGGCGGGAUCAGUGGCCUGAGCCGCCGGCGAUGCCCGAACCCACCAUCAAGAAGUUUCUUGAUUUCGUGGAGGAGGAGCUGGUCAAGUAUGAAUCCGGCAAGGAUGGAGCGCCUCCUCCUGCCAACGACGAGCUCGUCCUUUUCGACGCCAUUGAUCGGGUGGCCAAGCUGACUUCCGCGUUGUCGAUCUUCUCGUCGGAUACCAAGUAUAACAAGGCGAUGACUCGCGCCAGCAGCAUCCUCCGCUACGCGAUGUGUUUCCUCGAGGACGAGUUCCAUUCCCUUCUCGAGGACUCUAAACCGAAGAAGGAUACCGGCACUGCCAGGCCGAAGACUAAGCGGCGGCCGUCGAUCGGACACCUUCACGAUGCCAUCGAUCGCUGCGUUCCGCCGCCGUCGGAACCCGAUCUUGCCGAAUUUCCUUCGACUUAUACGCCGGAGAUCAUCGAGAGGCUGAGUGGGAUCGCCGGCGCCGUGGUCUCCGCCGGGUACGCGACGGAGUGCUGCCAGGUGUUCACCAUCUCCCGCCGCAAUGCGUUCGACGUCGCCCUGUCGAACCUCGGGUACGAGAAGCUCGGCGUCGACGACGUGCAGAAGAUGCCGUGGGAUUCGCUGGAGACCAAGAUCGCGACGUGGAACAAGGUCUUCCGGCAGACCGUGGAGGUCGCCUUUCCCCGGGAGCACGACCUCUGCGAGGCCGUCUUCGCCGGCCACAGCGCCAUCGCCUACAGCAUCUUCCACAACUUCGCCCGUGGCGUCACCGUCCUGCUCCUGGGUUUCGCGGAGGCCGUCGCCACGACAAAGCGCUCCGCGGAGAAGCUCUUCAAGGUGCUCGACAUGUACGAGACGUUGCGCGACAUGGUGCCGAGGAUCGAUGCCCUCUUGCGCACCACCGAAUCGGAACCGGAUGACUCCUCUGCCGCUCACGAUCUCACGACAGAGGUGGCGCUGGUUCGCUCGCGCCUCGGGGAGGCCGUCGUCGCGAUCUUCUGCGAUCUGGAGACCUCCAUCAAGACCGACAUGGGGAAGAACGCCGUGCCGGGUGGCGCCGUCCAUCCGCUCACCCGCUACGUGAUGAACUACCUCAAGUACGCGUGCGAGUACAAAAACACGAUGGAGCAGGUGUUCAGAGACCACAAGAACUCGGAGAACCCAUCGUCGCAGGUGGAGGACGCCGCAAAAGGCGGCAGCGACGACAACCAUAACCCGUUCGCGAUUCAGCUAAUGGAGGCGAUGGAAUUGCUGCACACCAAUUUGGAGUCCAAGUCCAAGCUCUACAGGGAUCCCGCACUCUGCAGCAUCUUCUUGAUGAACAACGGGAGGUACGUCAUGCAAAAGAUCAAGGGGGCGACGGAGAUCCAUCAGCUGCUAGGGGACACCUGGAGCCGGAAGCGGUCAUCGGAUCUGCGGCAGUACCACAAGAACUACCAGCGGGAGACGUGGUCCAAGGUGCUGGCGUGCUUCAAGGACGACGGGCUCCAGGCGAGGGGGCACGUCGCCAAGCCGGUGCUCAAGGAGCGGCUCAAGAGCUUCAACUCCAUGUUCGAGGAGAUCCACAAGGCGCAGAGCUCGUGGGUGGUGAGCGACGAGCAGCUGCAGUCGGAGCUGAGGGUGUCGGUGUCGGCGGUGAUCGUGCCGGCGUACCGGUCAUUCCUAGGGAGGUUCUCGCAGUACCUGGAUCCCGGGAAGAAGUCAGGGAAGUACAUCAAGUUCGGGCCGGAGGAGCUCGAGAACUACAUCGAUGAGCUCUUCUCCGGCAACCCGUCAUCCAUGGUUAGUCGGAAGAGGACAUGAGUGCCGAGAGCUUCUUCUGGAUUCCCUCACAGUCUUCUGUGUCCUCCUCCUAUUCAUGUACGUCACCAAAAAUUUUUAUCAUCAUAUCAAAUAGGGAUUUAUGGAUUCAUAUUUCAAGAAAUUAUUGAAUUGACUUCUUUGGGACCUCAAAAUAUAUCUAUCUAUCAGAUUUCUUUGACUUAAAUAUAAAUAUCUAAAAUUUAUGU